Trematomus bernacchii (emerald rockcod) is the source of this 2339-nucleotide messenger RNA. Its product is annotated as carbonic anhydrase-related protein 10-like. The transcript is spliced from 9 exons. Bases 691 to 1677 code for a protein of 328 amino acids. Gene Ontology annotation, molecular function: zinc ion binding; carbonate dehydratase activity. NCBI's taxonomy places the organism in Eukaryota, Metazoa, Chordata, Actinopteri, Perciformes, Nototheniidae. The record is from RefSeq and is a predicted model, not a curated record.
ACAACUAACAAAAUGUAAAAGUAGGAUAUUAUUACACUAAGUGUGCCAGGAAAAGCAUAUUCAAUUAAAUAUACAUCAAAUUUAGAAAAAUAGACUGUCACAAUUUGUUAUAGUGUUUGUCGAAAAGUAUUUCGAUAACAUUUUCUGUGGACGUUUCUGCUAUUCUCUCUUUCUUUUAAGCAUUUUAAGCACUUUGCAUGCUGUCCCAAUCCUUUUUGUAAUUUUGUAUUUAUUGGACUGUAAGAAACAUAUUACAUUUUCCUAGUUAAGCCUACUUUACGUGGAUACAAUUAUGUCAUCAUGAAUAUUAUGUGUGGCAGUGUGUGCGCGCGGUGCUCCGUCAGAAGAGUUCCCGCUGCAGCGCCACAACAUCCUCCCUCUCCCAGGAACAACACAGAGGAACAGGAGGAUGCUUCAUGAGCGGAUCUCACAGCUCAAAUCUCUUCAGUGUCGAUAGACACGGGACCGAGGAGGGUUAAAAAAGAGCGACAUGUUGCCUGAACACCAUACCGAGGAGCGGAAGAGGACGAAUCUCCGGUGAAGCUCCAAACACUGUCGGUGUUCCGCGGGGGGAUACACGGGGACCAGGAGCACAAAGUGUGGGGGAAAUGUUCAAAGUUCCGCCGUGUGAACGCCCGCAAAGCGUCGUCCCGUAACACCUGCAGAACAUGGGCAUGAAUUGAACGAAGCAUGCAUGUCGUUUGGGAUAUAUCUGUGAUUCUGCAAACAUUCAUCAUCUGCACGUCAUCAGCUCAGCCUAUUACAUCCAAGCUUGAUGCGAAUUGGUGGGCGUACAAGGACGUGGUGCAGGGCAGCUUUGUUCCAGUCCCAUCCUUCUGGGGUCUGGUGCACUCGGCCUGGAACCUGUGCUCCAUAGGGAAGAGACAGUCGCCCAUCGACAUCGAGACCAGCCACAUGAUCUUUGACCCCUACCUGACCCCUCUGAGGCUCAACACUGGAGGACGCAAGAUGGGAGGAACCAUGUACAACACUGGGAAGCAUGUGUCAUUACGGCCGGACAAAGCCCACCUGGUGAACAUCUCCGGGGGCCCACUGGGUUACAGCUACAGGCUGGAGGAGGUCCGCCUCCAUUUUGGGAGCGAGGACUCCCAGGGUUCAGAGCAUCUUCUCAACGGACAGGGUUUUCCAGGAGAGGUCCAGCUGAUCCAUUAUAACCAGGAUCUGUAUGCCAACUACACGGAGGCAGCUAAGAGCCCCCAUGGUAUCGCUGUGGUCUCCAUCUUCAUAAAGCUCUCUGAAAUCCCCAACGCCUUCCUCAACCGCAUGCUGAACAGAGACACCAUCACCAGAAUCAACUAUAAACAUGAUGCGUUCUUAUUAAUGGGCCUGAACAUAGGCGACCUUUACCCCGACACCACGCGCUACAUCACCUACGAGGGCUCCAUCACCAUCCCUCCCUGCUACGAGACUUCCACCUGGAUACUCAUCAACAAGCCUGUCUACGUCACACAGAUGCAGAUGCACUCCCUGCGCCUCCUGAGCCAGAACGAGCCCUACAAGAUCUUCAUGAGUAUGAGCGACAACACGCGCCCCCCCCAGCCCCUGCUGCAGCGCUGCAUCCGCACCAACAUCAACUUCAGCAAGCAGGGCCGCGACUGCCCCAACAACCGCGCUCUGCGCCCCCAGUACAGAGUGAAUCAGUGGCUCCUGAAGUAGAAGAUAAAAAUAUGUCAAGCUGCAGCGCCACGAGUGUCUAUUUCUCACUGCCAAGUGGAACUGGGCCUGCUGUUUGACCCUAACUGAACGGGAAGCAGAAGUGUUGCGCUGUGCUCCAGACAGCUCGACAAACUCAGCCAAGCUUUCUGAACUUCAAACCAUUUUAGUGAAGAACAGAUCGGACCAGGACUCUGACGUCUACUGUGUUUUUAUUUGUUGUGUUACCUCACAAAGACUGGAGAUUUAAAGACUCAACUCAUUUUCAGAGGGAUGGAUGUUAUCUGACGACUAAAUAACGUCCAUAUUCAAAUUCUGCCGACAUAAGGCAAUUGUGUAAAUGAUCAUCCGUUGACUGGAGGAAUUAUCACAUUUCCAUUGAUGGACUGAACCCCUGGCAACAAAGAAGCACUCGGCUGCGGUACGAUGAGAGAUAUAAAAAUGUGAUGGUUCUGAUAUCAAAUAGUAACUAAAGAAGUCAAUUUUCAAAGAGAAUGUGAAAUCAGGUUACAAGGCUGAAAGGGGAGACUGCUACUCUGAUAUUUGUACAGACCUGAACAGAUGGAUGUUAAUGGAGAUUAAAAGGGAUAGGUCACUCAUUUUGCAUGAUUUUUAAAUAUUUCACUUGUGUUUAAGAUAUUUCAUUAAAAAGUGGUGAAAAAAUU